AUUCUAUAUCUGGAAGAAAAUCGAUUACAAAAAAAAAUGGAAGAAAAAUAUGAGUAUCUAAAAGUAUGUAAAAUACAAAAAUUGGAAAAAAUAGAUUAUUUCUCAGUGACAGCGCAUAUCUGGACCGACGUACUCAACACCAUCAGCUAUUUAGGAAUAACUGUUUACUAUGAAUUUGAAGAUGAAUUACAAACUACCACAAUUAGUGUUACGGAAAUAACAGAGCGACACACCUCUGAAGUUAUAAGAAAAUGGAUAAAAACAAUUUUACAAAACUGGCACAUUGAUGAUGAAAAAAUAAUUGUUGUCGUAACUGAUAACGGAGCGAAUAUUAAAAAAGCAUUUAGAGAUACCUUUGGAUCUACCAGACAUAUUUCAUGUUUUGCACAUUCAAUAAAUUUAGUCGCUGAUGAUACAAUUAAUUUUCAAAAUGCAAUAUCAUUGUGCACAAAGAUUAAAAAUAUUGUCACCUAUUUUAAACAAUCUACUAUUAUUACUGAUGCGUUACGAAAGCUCACCCACCUUAAAUUAAUCCAAAGUAUUGACACACAAUGGAAUUCAACCUUUGGGAUGUUACAACGAUUUACUUCACUCUCAAAAGAAAUUGGAUCCAUUUUAUUAAGUUUUCCAGAUUCAUAUGAAAUGUUGACUGCAACCGAACUCCAAUUAGCAAACGAAGUUAUAGAAGUAUUACAACCACUUGAACAGCUUACAAGGGAAAUAUGUGGGGAACAACUUGUCACGGCUAGCAAAAUCAUUCCAUUGAUCAAUUGCUUAAAAAAUAAAAACGAAAAACUUCGUGAGAGUCUAAAAACGCCAACUGCACUUUCUUUAGUUGAUUGUCUUCAAAACUCUAUUUCGGUGCGAUUUGGGUACAUAGAAGAAAAUUCCAUUAUGGCAACUUUAACGAUUCUAAAUCCUAGGUUCAAGAAAUUACAUUUUAAUUAAUCUUUGUCAUGUUCGUAUGCAAUCGGUCGUAUUGCUAGAUAAAUGAGAAAAUUAGAUCGGACAAAUAUGUUUAAACAAUCUGAUGUUUCAGUUGCUGAAAUAACAAACAUGGAAAUAUCA
This is a messenger RNA of Monomorium pharaonis (pharaoh ant), 1068 nucleotides long. RefSeq names its product zinc finger BED domain-containing protein 1-like. The coding region runs from base 37 to 948 and encodes 303 amino acids. The record is from RefSeq and is a predicted model, not a curated record. The transcript has a single exon. Lineage: Eukaryota; Metazoa; Arthropoda; Insecta; Hymenoptera; Formicidae.